Messenger RNA from Salvelinus sp. IW2-2015, 2145 nucleotides. Its product is annotated as cyclin-G2. Gene Ontology annotation, biological process: mitotic cell cycle phase transition; regulation of cyclin-dependent protein serine/threonine kinase activity. Gene Ontology annotation, cellular component: cyclin-dependent protein kinase holoenzyme complex; nucleus; cytoplasm. NCBI's taxonomy places the organism in Eukaryota, Metazoa, Chordata, Actinopteri, Salmoniformes, Salmonidae. Gene Ontology annotation, molecular function: cyclin-dependent protein serine/threonine kinase regulator activity. The record is from RefSeq and is a predicted model, not a curated record.
AACGACCCUAUGAUCCUUCCGCAUUUCAGAUGGAAAUGAUCAACACCAACAUCAGGAGAUGACAAUUUAGGAACUAUCUUGUUAAUUUACGUUAUAGCUAACUAAUCGAUUACACUUUGUUGUAAACGAAAUGUAAAUUUGAAUACUGAGUUGCUAUAUUUUCAUAAAAUCGUCUUGUUUCAAGCGUUUGGCAAAGAUGCAAGAUCUUCAAUACCUUGACAAUGAAACAUGUUGGCUUGUCAAAGAGCUGAAGUCAAACAUUUCUCAAGAAUCAUACUUUUUACCUAGGGAAACUGGCCUGAAUAUAAUGGAGUCUGCAGCAGAGAAUCACAAUGGAGUCUCUGCAAAAUGCAGAAAUGCCAAAGUUGAAGACUUGUGGAGCCUGACCAGUUUCUUUGGUUUCAGCACCCAGACAUUUGUUCUGGCUGUCAAUCUACUGGAUAGGUUCUUAGCCAUUAUGAAGGUCCAACCUAAGCAUCUGCCUUGCAUUGGAGUCUCCUGUCUCCAUAUUGCUGCCAAAAUGGUUGAGGAUGAGUGUAACAUCUCACCCACCCAUGAACUCAUCCGCAUCAGCCAAAGCAAGUUCACUGUUUCUGACCUCAGCCGCAUGGAGAAAAUCAUCUCUGGAAAACWAAAUUUGGAGCUCAAAGCCRUCACAGCCUUAACCUUUUUACACUUAUACCAUGCUGUGAUCGUAUCACUUACAUCAGAAAGGGAGGAGAUCCCAAGCAUUGGGAGACUGGAAGCCCAGCUAAAAGCCUGCUUAUGUCGGCUUAUUUUCUCUAAAGCAAAACCAUCGGUGCUGGCACUGUCUGUCAUUUGUCAGGAGUUUGAAGCCCUCCAGUCUCUUGCCAUGUUGGAAAUUGUCCAAGAAGUCCAAAGGCACCUAAAGAUUGUUGACAGUGAGUUACUCUACUGGAGGGGACUUGUGGCCAAAUGCAUGACUGAGUACAGCUCAAGUGAAUGUAACAAACCAGACAACAAAAAACUGGUGUGGAUCGUGUCCAGACGAACUGCCCAAAAUUUGCACGCUAAUAACUUCAGUGUCCCUGAACUGCCGACCAUUCCAGAGGGGAGCUGGGGUGAAAGUGUGAGUGAGGAUUCCUGUGAGGACAUGAGCUGUGAAGAGGACAGCCCGUGCAGCUCUCCUAGCAGCGACGAAAAGGGAGCCUUCUUCCCCAUAGAGUUUCGCAACCAGGGCAGAAAAUGAUACUCCCUCUUUUUGAUGAGCUGAAACUUGUGAUUGAGAUUGUGUAACCAGGGUGCUAACUGUAACUUUCCCUAAAUGUAAUGUUUCCCCUUCCUUGUAGUCAUGAUUCAGAACCAAAUUGUUUCUUUCACUUAGCAUACUGUAUGUGUGACAGACUGGUAUCAAACUCGGGUUGCCUGCGAGCCUUGUUAGCCCUCUCCACUAAAGCCUAGGUGUGGACAUAAGUCUUCCUGUCUAAAGCUAGGUUACUGAUCACGGGAGAUUAGUCCAACAAACCACCUCUGCUACAUACAUAUGUAUUCUGGAAAUACUGAACAACAGGCCCUAUCAAGUGCCUGUGUUAGUCCAUGUGCUGUUUUUAAACUUUUGUUAUGAUUUUAGAUCUGAGUGAGAUUUAAAUUGCAAUAUCUUGGCAGCUGACUGGCAAUAAGAUCUUUGAAAGCCUUUUUAAAGAUGUUGCUGGUGUCAAUCUAUGUCCAAAUUUGACACAUUCCAGGUGACAUUAAGCACAAUGGUGAAAUUAUUUUCUUCCUAGGAUGUCAAACCUGUGCACUGACUGUUUAAAUCAAUGGGAAAUACCCAACAUAUUGGUACAUUUGUGCAAAAAUGUACCUGUUUUAUAGAAUAAUAUUCAUGUAAAAGCUUCCUAUACACCACGUUAUUGUAAUGUGUUCGUAAGAUUAUAUGCAGGAUGAUACUGUAUUCUAUGAAUGGUGACUUGUAUGUAAAUGUGAUUGUGUUCGAGAAUGAUGGGGAUUGUUGUCUAUUGAGAUUUAGUACAUGUGCAAAAUAUUUAUAUUUAAACAAAUAACAAUGUACAUAAAAUGAAGAAAGUUGUAUCAUGCUUUGUGAAUAGGCCAUCUUAUGUUACUGUAUAUCAACAUUGUUAGAAAUGAACCAAGAACCCAACAAAUAAAAUAGUAUUUUUAAACCUG